GUAUACAGAUAGAGAAGUGAAAUUAUAUUUCAAUAUUUAUUAAAUUGCUCGGAGUUGGUUUAAAUUACAUUUGAAAUAGAUUAACAAUCGAAAGGUAAAAAGUUUACAAUGAAUUGGAAUUCCUCCAGAAGUUUAAUUUUAAAGCUCUUUAAAAUGUUCAAAGUAUAUACAUGAGAGGGACGCACGAAAAACAAGUCAAGUUUGCACAACAACUGCAGUCUCUACUCGGCACAUAGAGAAUGUUCUCAAGAAGAUGUGCAGGUGUUGAAAUGGUAACUUGAAAAUCGGACUUGAGAUAUGAGAUAGCACUAUGAACAUCCGGAAAAUGAUUAAGGUUGAUUGGCCCCGGGUUUAAAUUUGUCAGAGCACGAUGUCCCAGAAUGAAUCAAGAAACCCAUCAGCUUCCUCCUCAAGAGACGAGAACUCCCGCCGAGUAAGUUCUACAGACUCCAAACCAAUUUCAAUCAAAACUGGAACCACUGACCCAAAGGACCCAAGAAAACCGCCAAACAGACCAACAUCUCAAAGUUCUGCGUCUCCGCCAACGCGCUCAUCAUCACAAAAUUCCUUGUCACCACCAAUACGAUCUCCUGUAAGACGACCAGAGAGACCCUUCAGCGAAAAGUCCCUCCUCUCCCGGAGUCUGUCUUACGAAAGGGUACCCAGAGGAAGCCUUUCUGUCAGACGUAUAAGUGACGAAAUUCCCCGAGGUUCCCCAGUUUCAUUCGCAUUCCCACAUUCAAGAGAUCGUUUACCUAGUUUCAGUACCUCGCGCUCGAGAAGCAACAGCGAUGCCACUAUUCCGGAAGAACCUUUACUCUUCGAAAUCACCGAGAUCAAGAAAUUAAAGUCGGCUGAGCGGGAUUUUAAUAGAAAAGGUGUCGUCUGGACAACCGAUGGUCGACUGGUUAUCAUCAACUUCGGAAAUGAACAACUGAAAGUGUUCGAUGAAAAUUUCCAGGAAACAAUAUGCAAGCAAAUUCCCGAAGGUUGUCGUGGGAUUUCGGUUGGUGCAGGUGUUAAUGACGUAGUGAUCACGUGUCAUAAGAGAGUUUAUAAUUACCAAAUUUACGAGAAGACGAUAAGUGAGGGAAAGUGUUUUGUGCUGAAUGGAAAUGGAUAUGGCGUUUCUUUCGCCAGAUACCAUUUUGGAGUUACUGUUAAUAUUGGAGGAGAAAGCAAAUGUGUAGCUAUAUUGAAUGACGAAGGAAAAGUUGUUCAGCAGCUUGAAAAGAUUCAAAGACCAAAUGAAACUCAUUUCAAGGCGUUUCACCUGUAUAUAACAAUGGAUCCGAACAGAAAUGUUAUGUAUCUCUCCGAUGUUAAUAGAGAUAAACUGCUCUGUGUGUCAUACUCAGAAAAACUCUACUGGGAGAAAGAACUUCCGGGAAAACCCAGGGGAAUAUGUGUGGUGGGGCUCCAUGUUAUAGUGGCCACUACAGGGGGAAAACUGUGUGUUUUUACUAAAGACGGAUCUCUUAUGAAAGUGUGGCCGAAUCUGGGUUACGACCCAGAGAGCAUCGCCUACGACGAGGAUACUCAUCGCCUUGCUGUCUCUCAGUAUUACAAAGGCUGGGUCCAUAUCUACCAAUUAAAGUGAUGUCUAGUCAUAAAAACAUGGACCUUCAGUGAACAUAGUCCGUACAAUGCAAUAACUGAAUUGAUUAAGAUGCUUAAUGCCAUGUUUGUUAUUCCUUACUAAAAGGUUGAUUGAUCAAGGAUUUGUUCUCAUGCAACCAAGUUGCAUUACUCAGUAUCUUAAAAUGCUCAGAUGUGCUUAAACUUAAUGUUAGAUUAAGUCUCUUGUCCAUUUUCGAUGUGUCGUUAACAAUUCAUAAUGCGUCUUAUAAAAUGUUGUCAUUUUCUUUCACAUUCAAAGAAAUAUUUAUCAACCAGUAUUAUUGGUGUAUCAUUGGAACAUGCAGUAAACAUGUACGAAAGCAACUGACCUUGUGUGUGUUUGUAAGUAAAAGUUGAUUAAUGAUUCAAAUGUGCAAAUUGAGACAAUUGGUGUAUUAUGCUUUAAUAUUUGGUGACGCCUAAAUUUAUAAUCCAUGAAUGUGAGAGUACCUUGAUAACUAGUUUUGAAAGGGAAUAAAUUGAAUAUAUGUAUAACAUAUGUAGCGAUGUCAUAGUCAAAUGUAUGCAGGGGUGCUACAGUUAGUAAAAGUUUCUAUACUUGUGAUUAUGUAAAGAUGGCACAUAUGUUGUGGAAUGUUUACCGUAUGUACGCAAUACAUUCACACGGAAUUAAUCAUUGGUAUUAUUUUGGUGCACUAUAUAUUUGUAAAGAUUCACAAUAAACACUAAAUCUUUGA
Molecule: messenger RNA, 2318 nt
Organism: Saccostrea cuccullata (small rock oyster)
Lineage: Eukaryota; Metazoa; Mollusca; Bivalvia; Ostreida; Ostreidae
Exons: 2
Coding region: 371-1600 (409 amino acids)
Source: RefSeq, a predicted model, not a curated record